This is a messenger RNA of Macrobrachium nipponense, 1227 nucleotides long. RefSeq names its product rapamycin-insensitive companion of mTOR-like. The transcript has 6 exons. Gene Ontology annotation, molecular function: protein serine/threonine kinase activator activity. The coding region runs from base 199 to 1227 and encodes 342 amino acids. Gene Ontology annotation, cellular component: TORC2 complex. Gene Ontology annotation, biological process: TORC2 signaling; positive regulation of phosphatidylinositol 3-kinase/protein kinase B signal transduction. The record is from RefSeq and is a predicted model, not a curated record. NCBI's taxonomy places the organism in Eukaryota, Metazoa, Arthropoda, Malacostraca, Decapoda, Palaemonidae.
GUAUUGUUUUGCUUUCAGGAUGACUGCUCCAAGUACUUAGAGGAACUCCUGGUUGAUGUCACUAGGAAUCUGGGAUAUGUGGUGUGUGAGCGGCCACCCCAUGAUGCAGUUUUAUCCCCAUCCCACCUUAAUACCACAACUUCUCAGCAUUACUUUUUAUUACUAGGAAGACUUUCGCAUACUCAGAAGGGAUAUGAUAUGCUCCUUAGAUCAGGCAUCUUUCAACAGUUGUUGGAGAUUGUCAGUAUAUCAAACAGUGACAUGUAUGCUAAGCUUAUUUGCACAUGUCUUGAUUAUUCAAUAGAUGGGAUAAAUAGAUCAAUAUUUAACAAAAUUUUGACAGGAUGUCAGGAAUCUGCUCGAAUGUAUGCCACACAGUUUCUUCGAACGCUGGUUCGUGCGGGUGCUGAUAAUUUUGCCCAUUGGGGCAUAGAGAUGCUGGUAGGUCAGCUGAAUGAUGAGAGUCGUCUGGUUGCUCUAGCUGCUCUUGAUGUCCUAGAUGAAGCCUGUGAUGAAGAGGAAUAUUUAGAAUCAGUCUUGAACUCUCCACCUUCUGUUCUUCACCUGGGAGAUCGAGGUCAACUGUUAAUGGCAAAACUUGUAUCUUCUCCUAGAGGCUUUAGAGCAUACCAUGAAGCCAAUUUCAUCAAUACAUUGCUGGACAAAUGGGCUACAACUUACAAUUACAAGUAUGUCCGAUUAAUGCAAACUGCCCUAGCUGAUUCACUGACUCAGCACCAGAGAGGAGAAGAUGGUACUUAUGGAAGGCGUUCUUGCAGUAAACAUGUUGUUCAUGAUGUAUUCCUCUUGCCUCAUCUUUAUGGUUCUUUGACACAACAUAAGGAAGGUUUUUCAGUCUUGAUGCAGCAUGAUGCUGUCAAAAACAUGGUUCAGAUUGCUAAAAAUGCUAAUGUCUCCACUUCGCAAGACAUAUUUGAACUCAAAGUAGCAAUUUGGGCAAUGGGCCAUAUUGGGUUGAGCAGUGAUGGGGCAGGAUUCCUUAGUUGUGAGGGUGUACUUCCAGCGCUUACUCAUCUGGCUGCGACCUGUCCUGUUUAUUCAGUCCGUGGGACCUGUUUCCAUGCUCUUUGCCUGAUUGCAACAACUAAGGAUGGAGCAAAUUUACUCAGAAAAUUUGGUAAGAUUUUUAAUGUCAUUAAAAAAUUUGUCUGCAUAUUCAUUUACCGUAUAUUUCGGCAUAUAAGUCGAUCCCCCAAUUCUGAGUAA